Lacerta agilis (Sand lizard) is the source of this 2352-nucleotide messenger RNA. RefSeq names its product zinc finger protein 202-like. NCBI's taxonomy places the organism in Eukaryota, Metazoa, Chordata, Lepidosauria, Squamata, Lacertidae. The transcript has 4 exons. Gene Ontology annotation, molecular function: DNA-binding transcription factor activity, RNA polymerase II-specific; RNA polymerase II cis-regulatory region sequence-specific DNA binding. The record is from RefSeq and is a predicted model, not a curated record. Gene Ontology annotation, biological process: regulation of transcription by RNA polymerase II. Bases 23 to 1978 code for a protein of 651 amino acids.
UCAAGAUUUGUCAGCGGUAAAGAUGUCAGGAGAACAGGCAGCAGCUGAGGUGGUCAAUCCUGGGGAUCUGGAAGCAAUGAAGAAUGGAGCAAGGACUCUCUGCAUUGCCCAGGUUGGGACGAUUGGAGAGUUUGCCAGUUGGGCCGUGCCGAGACCAGGGGGGCUGGAAGCUGAGGAGGGAUUGGCCCACAGCUGGGAAGUCCAAUGGCAGGAGUUCCUGAAGGCGGUGAACACCCCUCACUCGGAGAGCCCAGAGUCUCCAAAGACCAUGCGCUGGGAAGUUACCAAAUCUUCCCUGAUCCCUUCCAAAACAGUAGCUGAUUUGGGACCUUGUGGAGACGUGGCGAUUGGUCUUUGGCCAGGCCUCAAAGGAGGAGCUCCCAAAACCUCAGAGGAUCUGGACUCUGGCAAAAGGGGAGAUGGCUUUAAAGUGGGCAAAGGGAUCUCAAGCAAGGGUGCCGCUGGGACAGAGACACAGCGCCAGCGCUUCCGGCUUUUCUGCUACCAGGAGGCUGAGGGACCCGGAGAGCUCUGUGACCGUCUCCAUGAGCUGUGCCGUGAGUGGCUGAAGCCAGAGAAGCGCACCAAGGAGCAGAUUCUGGAGCUGGUGAUCCUGGAGCAGUUCUUGGCAGUCUUGCCACCGGCAAUGCAGAGCUGGGUCCGAGAUGGUAGUCCGGCAACCUGCUCCCAGGCUGUGGUCCUGGCUGAGGAUUUCCUGAUGAGACAGCGAAAGGCUGAAGGAUGGGAAGGACAGGCUCUAGGAACUUUGGCAGAAGUGGUUGUAAGCCUCUCUGAAGAGGAUGAGGCUGCUCCAGAAUUCUGCGAGGAGAUGAACAAGGAGAGCAGCCAGAAUGCUGGCUUUCUAGGAAGCAAUGAACUGAGAAACGAGAAUGACGUGGGAAGAGAGGAGCUGGAGGUCAGCUUCGGGGUUCUCGGUAUAGCGGAGCAGCAUGAGGAAAGCUGGCAGGAGAGAUCCGUGACGGCGGCUGCUUGUGAACAGCUCCCUGAACUCUCAGUCCCACCUCUGGGGACACGGGAGAGGAGGAGCACAUUCUCCCAGAGGAGCGUGACCCAGAGGCAAGACCCUGAAUACCAGAGAACACCCACAGAGCCCAAGCUCUACAUAUGCACAGUCUGCGGACGUAGCUUCACACGGAGACCGAAUCUCAAUCGGCAUCAGAAGCUCCACACGGAACAGAAGUCCCACUGGUGUGCGGUUUGUGGGCAGGGCUUCACUCGGAGGGACACCCUCGUGAAACACCAGAGAGUUCACAAAGACGGGGUGACGGCUGGACCAAGAGGCCAAGCGGGGGAAAUAGCCGCAAAGUCUCCCAGAAUCACAACAGCAGCAGGUCCUGUGUGGACAAUUCAGGAUGACGGUGAGCUGCUUUGGGUCCCGUCGGAAGGAAACGAAGUGUGUGGAGAGGAGAAGCAAGGUGAUGAAAAGAGGAGAGAAGGAAGAACAACAGUGACUUGGAGGGAUAAGCCCGUGGAAGAAGAGCUUCACUUCAAAUUCACAGUCCCAAAAGCGGGACACCAAGGAGCGGGAAGGGCAGUGUGCUCCGUCUGCGGGAAAAGCUUCACUCGCAGAUCCACCCUUAACAGACACAUGGGAGCCCACACGGGAGUGAGGCUGCACAAGUGUUUGGACUGCGGGAAGACGUUCAGCCCGGUGGUGUCGGAACGUCGGAGACCCAAGGCAAAGACGGCAGGCGCAGGGAGGAAAAUGUAUCAGUGUGAGAAGUGUGAGCGGGGCAGCCGUCCAAAGCCGAGCCUUAAUGGCCGCAAGAGGACGAAUCGGUUCAGGUGUUUGGAGUGCGGCCACAACUCCAGCUGUCGGUCACACCUUCUUAGACACCAGAGAAUCCACACGGGAGAGAAACCAUAUCUGUGCCCCGUCUGCGGGAGGAAGUUCCGCCAGGCCGUGCAUCUUCUCAAGCACGAGAGGACGCAUGGAAAUAAGAAGCCACAUUUCUGAUGGCAAGGGAGGAACAUCAAAACUGUGCGUGUCUAGAUGGCAGGGGACACAAGCGAGGCUGUAUGUGCCCCGCAAUCCAUGUCUGGAUUGAUCUUGAUGGUGUUUGCUGCAGGUGCAUUGUAGGUUGAUAAAAUGGAAGAUCCCAAAGCUUGUGCUCCACGGUAAAGGUCCCCAGCUAAAAAUGGAUUUCACAUCCACAUGAGGAAGCUCCAGGGGUUUCAGACGGCAAGCUGAGCAUCCAUCAGUUGCUCCAUGCGAUGGAUAAAAUGGCAAACGUCGUUCACAUCAGCACAAGGAGUGUCAUGGUCUGGAUCAUAAGUAGUACUGUACAUUCGUACCUUGGAUCCCGAACUCCUUGCAAGUUGAACAUUUUG